AUUGAACUCAGCCAACAUGAGGCAAUAAAUGAGGCCACGGUGUGGACCAAACAUCUCAGUACAAACUAGUUUUCUUCAUGAUCCGCAGAAACUCCUGUUCAUUGACUUCCCCAUCUCCGUCCCGAUCAGCUUCAUCAAUCAUCUCCUGCAGCAAAAGCAAAACUCAAGUGAGCAAGAAAAGAACAGGAGAACUGCUGUCCUUUCCUGAGAAACAUUUGGACAAGAUGGCCACGCAUUUGAGGCCGGCUAGUAAAAAAUGCACCGUGAUUGGCGGCUCAGGAUUUCUUGGUCAACAUCUAGUCGAGCAGCUGGUGGAUAAAGGCUACUCGGUCAACGUGUUUGACAUUCACAAAGGUUUUGAUAACGACAAGGUGCAGUUUUACCUGGGCAAUCUCUGCAAAAAAGAGGAUCUACUCCCGGCUCUACAAGGUGUGACCGUGGCGUUCCAUUGUGCCUCGCCUGCGCCUUCUAGCAACAAUCGAGAACUUUUUUACAGAGUCAAUUACUUGGGUACCAAGACAGUCAUUGAGGCUUGUAAAGAAGCAGGCGUCCAAAAAUUGGUGUUGACCAGCAGUGCCAGCGUUGUCUUUGAAGGUACGGACAUCAAGAACGGAACAGAAGAUCUCCCUUAUGCCAAGAAACCCAUUGAUUAUUAUACAGAAACAAAGAUUCUGCAGGAGAAGGAGGUGCUAAAGGCCAGUGACCCAGAGAAAAAUUUCUUCACCACUGCUAUCCGUCCACAUGGCAUAUUUGGACCUCGGGACCCUCAGCUCGUUCCAGUCCUCAUCCAGGCAGCCAAGAGCGGCAAGAUGAAAUUCAUUAUUGGUAAUGGGAAGAAUUUGGUGGAUUUUACCUAUGUGGAAAACGUGGUCCAUGGGCACAUCCUGGCUGCAGAGCAGCUUCAAAAGGAGUCUCCACUGUGUGGAAAGGCUUUUCACAUCACAAAUGAUGAGCCCAUUCCCUUCUGGGAGUUCUUGUCUCGCAUCCUCACCGGCCUGCACUACGACCCUCCUAAAUACCGCAUCCCUUAUUGGUUAGCUUAUUAUUUAGCCCUUCUCUUCUCCCUGGUUUUGCUGCUGCUGAGCCCCCUGGUUACCAUUCUCCCCACUUUCACUCCCAUGAGGGUUGCCCUCGCGGGGACCUUCCAUUAUUAUAGCUGCGAGCGGGCCAAAAGGGAGAUGGGCUACCAGCCGGUUGUUGGCAUGGAUGAAGCCAUCGCAAGGACCAUCAAGAGUUACCCCCAUCUCCACAGGACCACGUGAUGGUCUGGAUUCCACCCAAACCACCUCCUGGACUUCUUCCAUGGAUUCUAUGUAGGUUCUCCGAUUGGUCUUUCUCUUCAGUCUACUUGCCCCUGGGAAGCUUCACUUUGGAACGACUUUCUGAGUUUGAACUACUUCAAGAAAUGUCUCUGAGGUAGCCGCUGGCCCAGGAUGAGCCCGGUUUUGAACAGGUGUAUCUUUUUAUAAAGG
Ahaetulla prasina is the source of this 1472-nucleotide messenger RNA. It is a transcript of the gene NSDHL, whose product is annotated as NAD(P) dependent steroid dehydrogenase-like. Lineage: Eukaryota; Metazoa; Chordata; Lepidosauria; Squamata; Colubridae. Bases 78 to 1262 code for a protein of 394 amino acids. The record is from RefSeq and is a predicted model, not a curated record. Gene Ontology annotation, molecular function: 3-beta-hydroxy-Delta5-steroid dehydrogenase (NAD+) activity. Gene Ontology annotation, biological process: steroid biosynthetic process. The transcript is spliced from 8 exons.